This is a messenger RNA of Sebastes umbrosus (honeycomb rockfish), 2411 nucleotides long. Its product is annotated as tyrosine-protein phosphatase non-receptor type 7-like. Gene Ontology annotation, molecular function: protein tyrosine phosphatase activity. Bases 734 to 2017 code for a protein of 427 amino acids. The transcript is spliced from 11 exons. The record is from RefSeq and is a predicted model, not a curated record. Gene Ontology annotation, biological process: protein dephosphorylation. Lineage: Eukaryota; Metazoa; Chordata; Actinopteri; Perciformes; Sebastidae.
UCCUUAAACAAAGUCCUAAGUUUGGGGUGAAUUUCCCGUUUUGUGGACCAAUGAAGUCGAGUCAUGGUUGGUAAACGACAGCGUCACAUUCAUGUACGUUUAUUAAGCUGUAUGAAUGUGUGUUUUGGUGUUGCUGCUGUUACCGGUUUGUUGUAUGAUUUGACAUGAAUGAUUCAUGAGCAACUGCUGUUGGUGUGUUAAUAAUCAACGCCUGGAGCAUCUCUCUUCCUCUCUUUCAUUAGCUAUCUAUCUAUCCGUUCAUUCGCUCUCUGACUCAUUUCUCUCUCUCUUCUCCCCUCAGGUGUCUCUCUCUCUCUCUCUCUACCUGAACACCUUGAGUCAGAGUCGUAACGGCCAGAAACACAGGACAUGUCUAUUCCUGCUGCCUCUUCUUCUUCUUCUCUCAGAUUUAGACUUUCUCUCCUUCACUAUCACUUUCUCUCUCACUCCAUUUCUGUUCACUUGUGUCUUCUUGCUGCUGGUUUGUCAGUAAAUUAUCGAUUUGAGGAGACUGAGAAGACAGAUCAGCCCUCUCUCUCUCUCUCUCUCUCUCACGGCUUAUUUAGCCAGUUAGUUGUUCAGUUAGUUAGUUAUGUUGUUGUUGUUGUUGUAGGUUAAAGGAGCUCCAUAUCAGAGGAGGAUUCACACCUUACUGGCCUAAACAUCAUGGUUGUCAAUAACUGCGUGGUGUUGUGAUGAACAGCCAAGAACGACUCUAACACACAAACACACUAUGAGUAUGUCGGCGGUGCGCUCAGCCUCCCCUCUGCCUGCAGACCCGAUCACGCCCCCACCCAUGACCACACCUCCUCGCAAAGCCUCAGUCCGCCUGCAGGAGAGGCGGGGCUCCAACCUCUCGCUGCUAUUGGACGUGAGCAGCCUGGGGGCGGAGCCUGUGUGUUCUGUCUCCACCCCGAAGGAGGUGUGGCUCCAGCUGCUUCACACCUCAUCUCGACCUCUCACGCACACGAUGCUGCAGCAGGCCGCCGUGGACGCACACACGCUGAAUGUAGAGUAUCAGAAGAUCCCUCCGAACUUUGUGAGCGCCGCAGAGCUCGAUGUUCCCGGACACAUGAUCAAAGACCGAUACAAGACCAUCCUGCCCAACCCUGAGAGCCGGGUGGUCCUGAAGAGCCCAGAGGAAGAGGCGGGGCCAGACCGCUACAUCAACGCCAACUACAUCAAGGGUUAUAAAGGAGCUCGCAGGGCCUACAUCGCCACCCAGGGGCCGAUGCUGCACACUGUGGGGGACUUCUGGGACAUGGUGUGGCAGGAGAGGAGCAGCAUCAUCGUCAUGGUUACAAGAUUGAAGGAGAACAACGAGAAAUGUGAGCUGUACUGGCCACAGCCGAGGGAGAGGAGGAGGAGGAGGAAGGAGAAGGAGGAGGAGAAAGAGGAGGAGGAGGAAGAGAUGGAGGAGAGGGAGGAAGAGGAGAAGGAGGAGGAAGGAGAGACGGGACAAUUCGGCAGAUUCCUCCUCAGAGUGAGAGACAGCAGAGAGAAAGAUGGGUUCACCGUCACUGACAUGGAGAUCCAGCUGUGCUCGGAGCGUCGUACCGUCAGACACUACUGGUUCACCUCUUGGCCUGACCACCACAUCCCACAAUGCACCGCUCCUCUGCUCAGACUGGUGGAGGAGGUGGAGAUGUACAGCAAGUCCCUCCUACCGCCCGCCGGCUCUCAGCCAAUCACAGCCCCCGUCCUCGGUCCUGGACCAAUCGUCGUCCACUGCAGUGCAGGUAUCGGGAGGACAGGUUGUUGUAUCGUCAGCAGUAUCGGCUGUCAGCAGCUCAGAGAAACCGGCCAGGUUGACAUCCUGGAGACGGUCUGUCAGCUUCGACUCGACAGGGGUGGUAUGAUCCAGACCACAGAGCAGUACCAGUUCCUGUAUUCCACACUGGCACAGUACAGCUCCCAGCUACAACACAACCAGGAGCAGAACCAGAACCAGCAGAACCCAGAGGAGCAAGCCAGCAUACAGCUACAGAACCUCCAGCUGGACAACACACAGAACUGAUUCCAUACAGAACCUGGAGAACCAACAAGACCAGGUACACACCUAAAGAACUCCAGCAGAAUCAACAGAAAGCACAACAAGUGUUCUUAAGAGAACCAGAAAGAUGGAAACAAGAAGUUAGAAGACACCAGCAGACGAACCCAAAGACCUGAUGCGCUUACAGAUGGAGAAUUUGGGGAACCAGCAGUAUCUGAAGUGUCAGGAUCACACAGGAACCCCCAAAGAACUGGAUAUGUUGGUCCAGCUCAGUGCAUGUGACCCUGAUGAACCAGCACAGCAGAACACCAUGUUCACACUGGACUGGAAGUCUCUGAACAGAACCAAGUAGAAAAAACACAAAAUGUCCUUUCCAAUAUUAAAAACAUCUGAUGAAAUAAAAUAAAAUAAAAAUGGA